GCUGUUUACUGUUCGUCUCUGCUAAGCUGCUACAUUCUCACAAGCAUGUGGUUUGCCUUUUUCUCUAGUCUUUUACCUGCUAUCAGACUUUACCUGCUUGGCUUUAAGGUCCUCUUGUCUCAGCUGUUAAAUCAACCAUUAAGACUGCCAGUGAUGCCCAGACAAGAUGGCAGGGUUGCCAUAGUGACAGGAGGAGGCAGGGGAAUCGGCUAUGAGGUAGUCCGCCACUUGGCCAGACUCGGGGCGCAUGUUAUCAUUGGUGGGAGGGAUGAGCAGGAGGGUAUCGCUGCUAUCCAGAGGAUUUGUGAAGAGGACAAGGAAGCCAAAGUGGAGUUCAGGAAAUUGGACCUUGCUUCUCUGCAUUCUGUCCGUCAGUUUGCCCAGAGCUUCAAGGAAAGGGAUCUCCCCCUAAAUAUUUUGGUGAACGGUGCGGGUGUAAUGCUCGUACCUGAGGGACGUACAGAAGAUGGAUUUGAGCAGCACUUUGGUGUGAACUACCUUGGCCACUUUCUGUUGACCUGGCUUCUCUUGGAUACACUGAAGGACUCUGGGAGAUGUGGUUAUGUCUCCACCGUGGUCAACGUUUCAUCAUCAGCUCAUUGCAUUGGGGAGAUCAAGCUAAAUGACCUAAACUGCUGCCAGCAUUAUUCAGCUCAUGCUGCAUAUUGUAACAGUAAGCUGGCCCAGUUGUUGUUCAGUUCCCACCUUCAUCAAGAGAUGCAGCGUGGACGUACUCCAGUAAGAUCAUGUGCUGUGGAUCCUGGCAUGGUGGACACUGCUCUGUAUUGCCAUCUCUGGACCCCACUCCGUAUGGCACAAAGUCUAAUCGCUCGUCUGCUUUUUAGGACUCCUGUAGAGGGCGCUGCCACUGUGUUGUCGGCUGCUCUGUCACCAGCACUGGAUGGGGACUGUAGAGGAGGCUACUGGGCCAACGGGCACAGGGAGGUGACAACACCACCAUCGUUGGACCCCCAGCUUCAGCUCAGUUUAUGGGAAAUCAGCAUUCAGCUGCUGGGCCUACAGUAGUGGAGGCUUUUAAG
Nematolebias whitei (Rio pearlfish) is the source of this 1040-nucleotide messenger RNA. RefSeq names its product dehydrogenase/reductase SDR family member on chromosome X-like. Bases 46 to 1026 code for a protein of 326 amino acids. NCBI's taxonomy places the organism in Eukaryota, Metazoa, Chordata, Actinopteri, Cyprinodontiformes, Rivulidae. The transcript has 7 exons. The record is from RefSeq and is a predicted model, not a curated record.